Malassezia vespertilionis is the source of this 1824-nucleotide messenger RNA. RefSeq lists its product as uncharacterized. The transcript is spliced from 2 exons. Gene Ontology annotation, cellular component: membrane. The record is from RefSeq and is a predicted model, not a curated record. Bases 1 to 1824 code for a protein of 607 amino acids. NCBI's taxonomy places the organism in Eukaryota, Fungi, Basidiomycota, Malasseziomycetes, Malasseziales, Malasseziaceae. Gene Ontology annotation, molecular function: acetyl-CoA transmembrane transporter activity.
AUGUCCGGAUGCCUUCUUCGCGAGCCACGUAACGCGAUGCCAGGCAGGGACGAAGCCGAAUCUGGGACGGCCUCCGCUGUUCGCCAAGCUUUGAGUGGUGCAGAUCUGGGACACCUGUCUCAAGAUGCGCUUCAUAGGCGCCGCAACGAGCUCGCCCCGGCGGUAUCGGACCCUACCCAGGAAGGGAUCGCACUGGCCACAGCAAACAGCGCGACCCCCGGUCUGGUCGCUGUGGAUGGGAGCGAGCCAAAGAAACUUGAGAGCAAGUGGUUUAUGGAUAUGCCGAAAGAAGAUAAGGAGGCGACACUUUUGCUCAUCCUGCUGUACAUGCUACAAGGUAUUCCAGUCGGACUUGCUUUUGGCACGAUGCCAUACUUGCUGAAGCAGCACUUGAGCUACUCGGACAUUGGGAUUUUUAUGCUUUGCACGUAUCCCUACUCCCUGAAACUGCUGUGGAGCCCUAUUGUAGAUACGCUCUGCGCACAAAAAUGCCGCAUUCCUUGCACAGCAUGGACACUUUCGCUAGGGAGAAGAAAGAGCUGGAUUGUCCCUGUACAGCUGGCGAUUGGUGUCAUGCUGUACGUAGUUGCAAUGCACGUUGAUGCGUACAUUCUCGGGCCCCAACCCAACGUCUACCUCGUCACGGGAAUUUUCUUUGCGCUAAUUACCUUGGCCGCGACGCAGGAUAUUGCUGUUGACGGUUGGGCACUUACGCUACUUUCGGAAGAGAAUGUGGGAUAUGCAAGCACUGCCCAGACGAUUGGAGUCAACAUCGGCUACUUUAUGAGCUUUACCGUGUUCCUCGCGUUCAACAGCGUCGAGUUCAGCAACAAGUACUUCCGCGCGCUGCCACUGGACUACCCACUCCUGUCGCUCGCAGCCUAUUUGAAGCUGUGUAGUGGUCUCUUUCUUCUUUUCACCACCUGGCUCUUGUUUUUUAAAAAGGAGCAGCACCAUGCGGAGGCAGCCGAGAUGGAUGUGGGGCAAGUGUACUCCAUCAUGUGGCGCAUUUGCCAACUUAAACAUGUGCGACUUCUUAUGGCUACACAUCUUAUUGCCAAAAUUGGGUUCCAGACAAACGAAGCGGUUACAGGCCUCAAACUCGUCGAGCAUGGGCUUGGCAAGGAGGAUUUAGCGUUUGCCGUGCUGAUCGACUUUCCUUUCCAGAUCGUGUUUGGGUACAUGGCCGCAGCUUGGUCUCGAGGCGACAGAGCUUUGCAGCCUUGGCUGCACGCAUUUGUCGGGCGCCUCGUACUCGCACUCGUAAGCAUGGCCACCGUGUAUGGACUGCCAUCAUCGCCUUCAACAAUCAGCAACUCGUACUUUUUGCUCAUUAUUGUAUCCACCGUGCUGAACAGUUUCGCAGCGACUGUGCAGUUUGUGGGAAUUUCGGCAUUUCAUACCCAGAUUGCCGAUCCUGUGAUUGGCGGCACGUACAUGACCCUCCUGAAUACGGUGAGCAACCUAGGGGGAACAUGGCCGCGCUACUUUGUCCUCAAACUUGUCGAUUUUCUGAGCAUUUCUGAAUGCGAGCCGCCGUCUGCCAGCAAAAUCGAGUUUCAACGCGAUACGAAAUACGCGCAGGGCGGCAACAGCACAAGCCUUUUGGGGCUGGGCGAGUGCGUUUCCGAUGCGGGAAAAGCGCGCUGCGAUGCCGUGGGCGGUACAUGCCAUAUACUAAGGGAUGGGUACUAUUGGACAAAUAUAACUUGCGUCGUAAUUGGCGCCGUCACCCUUUUCGCCUUCAUUCUUCCCGUCGCACGACGUCUGCAAAAGAUUCCCAACGCCGCUUGGCGCGUGAGCCUCCACAAGGAGGCGACAUAG